Messenger RNA from Toxorhynchites rutilus septentrionalis, 2960 nucleotides. RefSeq lists its product as uncharacterized. NCBI's taxonomy places the organism in Eukaryota, Metazoa, Arthropoda, Insecta, Diptera, Culicidae. Bases 403 to 2655 code for a protein of 750 amino acids. The record is from RefSeq and is a predicted model, not a curated record. The transcript has 2 exons.
CUCUCUCUCUCUUCGAUUGAGAUGAUACGGCGAUCGGAUGAGAGCUAGCGGAUCGACGUAAAUAACAGCGGCGGAUUGGAAAUAUUUGCAGAUCACAAUUUUUCCCUCUGUUUUUGUUUUACGUAGUUUUUGCUUCUUUUUUUUCUGUCUUCGGACAGCGAAAACCUGUUGACGAGAGGCGAAACCCGCGGGCGCAUGAGUGUGUGAUUUCUUGAAGUCCGCCGUAAGACGUGUCUUGAUCGAACGGGGAAAUCUUCGCCGUCAGUUGUGGUCACAGUAUUCUUGAAGAGACUACAAAACGUCGUUGUGUUGGAGCUAGUCAGUAUGUUUGCUUAAAAGGCGAUAUAUCGUGGCUUCAAUUGGGCCAGGUUCGAUAUCAAUCGCGCAGUUAGUUUCUCCAAGAUGUGGCAGAAGUCGCAUGGUCGAACGCAAUUUAGUGCUGUGCUGAUUAUAGUUAUCUUCGGCUUCAUUGUCGUUAACGGUGAAAGAGGGAACUCCGAAACUCAUGUGUACGGUAUAAAAACCAUCGAAGGUUGUGACCAGCAUCAUCACAACCAUAGGUUUCAUCAUGUAACACCAAGACAAGUGAACUACGCGGGUCAAGUCUACGGACAGUAUGGCCUCGGACAGCCUAUGAACCUAUUCUCACAAGUGGCAGCAAAUACAGUCGCCGUAUUGACCAAUGUUAAUAAGCAGAUUUCUUCGGCUCUCAAUCAAUUAGCUCAACCGUAUGGUGCCAUUGGUCAGGCUGGAUACGGUGUUGGUAGUUAUGGAUUAAAUCAGUAUCCGUAUGCUCCAUCCUAUCCCCAAGUUUAUCCUCAAACUCCUCAGGUCCAUGGUCGACCUCCGCAACCACCCUAUGGCUAUCAUCCAACUCCACAGCCUCCUCCACCACCACCGCCACCAUAUAGACCACCGCAAUCACCACAGAAACCACCAUUUGGUCCACCAGUACCACAUCAUCCACCUUCACAACCACAUUAUCCUCCACCACAACCUCAACAUCCACCGCCGCCACCUCAUGGCCGUCCUCCACCACAACCUCAUCCUCCUCCUCCACCACCCCAUGGUCAUCCACCACCUUCGCCCAUCAAACCUGUCGGACCACCCACAAGUCCUCCCAAACCAUUUGUGCCAAGUCCAACGACGCCAAAAGUGAUUCCUGCACCUCCCGUUCCCCCGGUUCCACCAGUACCAGCUCCACCGACCGUCAUAACGCGUCCAAUACAACCAACACCAGCGCCGCCACUCAUUCAACCGAUUGUCACAGACAAACCUGCGGUUAAAAUACCAACAACAACCGAAAUCGACAUUGAAAAUGUCUCCUAUGACAUCGAUAUUCGGGGAGAAUUUGAAGACAAGAAAACCCGGAAGCGUCGACAGCUGUUACCCAAUUUGUUCAACUCAAUUGGCAGCGUCGUUCACGCGGGAGUGAAUUUAGCCAGUAGGGUAACUAAUCCCCAACCCGUUCAACAACAACCAAGUACACUGUUGGGUGGGUUACUGCUGCGACCCGGUGCAACACAAAGACCCACAUAUCCACAGCAACCGCCUCCGCCGUCAACUCAUCCAGCACCAUGGCCGGCACCUCCGCCAUCACCACCACCAGCGCCACAACCCCCAUACGCACCAUCUACAGCGUAUCCAAUGGUGAUCCCUGUGACCACUCCACCCCCGCAGCCUCAGCCUCAAACAGCCGCCCCUUCACCAGCUGAACAGUCAAACUCGGGUGCCACAAUUCCUGAGCUAAAUCUGCAGCAGCUAGGAAAUAGCGAUUUCACUUGGACGCGGGAAAGCAUUCUGCAACAUAAUCGUGUUCGCCGUGACUCAGAUGCUAUCUAUUUUCCUACCGACAACGAUGAAGUCCGUCCCUAUCAGAUAAGGCCCGUUAGGCCUCACAAGAAACCAAACCAAGGUUCGCAAUCGGGCGCCCAGAGUUCGUCACAAAAUGUGUUCAACGGCUUCGAGCAAAGCAGUGGAUCACAGUCACAGUCCCAAAGCAUCCAGAAUGCUAUGGGUAGCUUCAACCAGAACUCCGCCGGUAGCACCUCCGGUAACGUAGCCGUCGAUGGUUCUUCCGGCCAGCUGAGUGCAGCAAACACGAUGCAGCAAAGUUUCGAAACGGCCGACUCUUCCGGCAGCAAAAACACCGCUCAAAGUCAGUCGGCUAAUUUUGAUAAAGACGGCAAUCUAGCGCUGACAUCAUCCAACGCUAACACCAAUUCCCUCCGGGAAAAGGACAAAUUCAAGGAGCAGUCUAACGCAGGAUCAUCUUCGACGAACCAAAAUCAAUUCGGAACGUCAUCGAGCAACGCCCAGACCGACUCGGAGACAUUUUUCGAGAACGGAGUGCAAGGUAGUAAGAACAGUGCUUCCAGUCAGUCGCAGCAGGUUAACAAAGACGGGUCGUUUACCGGUUCCAACUCUAACGCGAUGAGCAAUACCUUCACCGGACCAAACGGGCUGCAGGGUUCGUCCGCGUCCAGUCAGUCGUCGAGUGUCUCCCAGGGCCUCGGUGGCAGCGGAACGUCUUCAUCCGCUUCCUCUUCAUCCAGCUCUGGAAAUGGGGGGAGUUUUAGUAUCAGUGGAUCGUUCAGCGGAUUUCCGGGAAAUGUUUUCCCAUUGCAGAAUUUGUUCAGCCAGCUGAAGGGGUAGCUUUCCGGAGAGUGAGUCAUCGUUAAGUGCGUUGUAGAUUUAAGAGGAUGAAUAAUAAAAUAAAGUUUAUAAUAUAUUGUUUUUUUCCGUUGAUCAGCUUGUAUUGAUCUGGAGUUAAGAUUGAAAUGGAUUUGUACGUUUGUAUUGGUCAACAUAGUAUACUAUUCUUUAUGCAUACAGGUUUCAUAGUUUUGACGUAGGAUUACGUCUUUCGGGAACAUAUUGGGGUACAAAUUGGAAAUCGAAAAUCCAGCACAUCGUGAAAAUUGUCCAAUUUCAAACGCUUAUUGCUCAGUCAUUUCAUG